Molecule: messenger RNA, 1134 nt
Organism: Westerdykella ornata
Lineage: Eukaryota; Fungi; Ascomycota; Dothideomycetes; Pleosporales; Sporormiaceae
Exons: 3
Source: RefSeq, a predicted model, not a curated record
ACAGACGAUACCCUCCUCGCGCGCCUCAACGCCCUUAAAGGCACACCCAUCUCUCCCUCCCGUACACCGCAUGCCUCCAUAACUCCAACGCGACCUACUCGUCCUACAACACAAGACGACGACCUCCUCGCGCGUUUCGCUAGACUCGGGUCUGCUAGUCCGAUAGCGUCGGCUUCUUCGCCGCGGGCUUUGAAGAAAGGAGAAGGGGAAGGAGGAGGAGGAGGAGGAGGAAGCGCGCCCGUGAUUGCUCCCGGCGCGGAGAGUUAUCUUGAGGCUGUUGCUGAGGGUAUUGGGUCUGCUGGUGAUGAAACUCAGGUGAAUGAGGAGGAUGAGAGGAGUUUGGAGGAGUUGGUUAGGGAGUUGGAUGUUGCUGGUGGGUUGGGAGGGGAGGCGAGAGGGUGGGAUGUUUCGAGGGAGGAGGAGAGGGAUUUGGGGAGGUUGGUGAGGGAGGUUAGGGGGGCGUUGCCGGGGGAGGACGGGGUGGAUUGGGAGAAUGUAGAGUUUGAUGUUGGGAGUGGAGGGGUGAGGGUUGGGAAGGACAGUCCGCCAAACAACGACCCCAAGAAAGAAGACGAACGCACCAACCCGUACAAAACCGAGGAAGAAGAAGCAGAAGAACUGGUAUCCCGCGUCCUCAACGAAACGCCCGAACCUCCGACUCCUCCAGCCAACAACGACCCGCAAAGCGACAACAACGAAAACAACAACAGCAACGAUGAAGGCGACAGCGAUGACGAUCCCCUCACCCUCCCAUCGGUCCCUUCAGACCCCUCCCCCCUCCCGCCCUCCUCCCUCCCCCAAACCCUCGCCACAGAAGAAGACCUCACCCGCCGCUUCGCCUCCCUCUUCUCGUCCCCAGCCCCAUCAACCAACAACUCCGACGACCUCACUCUCCCCUCCGUACCCACAGCCUUUAAAUCCAAAUCCCAGUCCCACACCCUUUCCAACCUCCCCACCUUCACAGACGAGGAGAUCGCCUCAUGGUGCUGCAUCUGCAACGACGAUGCGACGCUCAAGUGUCUGGGUUGCGAUGGGGAUCUGUAUUGUCGGGAUUGUUGGAUGGAGGGGCAUAGGGGGGAGGGGGCCGGGUGGGAGGAGCGGACGCAUAAGGCUGUUGUGUAUGCGAGGGAUAAG